Messenger RNA from Ochlerotatus camptorhynchus, 2714 nucleotides. Its product is annotated as pyruvate dehydrogenase phosphatase regulatory subunit, mitochondrial-like. Gene Ontology annotation, cellular component: mitochondrial matrix; cytoplasm; mitochondrion. NCBI's taxonomy places the organism in Eukaryota, Metazoa, Arthropoda, Insecta, Diptera, Culicidae. The coding region runs from base 46 to 2688 and encodes 880 amino acids. Gene Ontology annotation, molecular function: oxidoreductase activity; protein binding. The transcript has 6 exons. The record is from RefSeq and is a predicted model, not a curated record.
UCUUCCAAAUAAUAAUUAGAAGUGUGAAGUAAAUGUGACGUAAAUAUGAACAACUUAAUUAAAUUUGCACAUCCUAUAAGACAAAGUUGGAAGCAAUACUGCACCGUAAAUGAUACUUUAGCUCAGACAGCUAGAGUUGUUAUUGCUGGCGCCGGGUUGUUAGGCAACUCUGUAGCUUAUCAUCUUACCGAAAAUGGGUGGACCAACGUAGUAGUACUAGAUCAGCGGGCAAUUGGCAGUGGCACGUCGGACUUUGGGUCAGGUACGAUAGGUUUGUUCAAGCCUACCCCCGAACGAAACUUAAUUAUUGAGAGCCUAAAACUCUACCAAAGGCUACAACAAGCCGGGCAUAACAUUGGUCUGAAGAAAUGCGGAGCUCUGAACUUGGCACAAACACAUGAUCGCGUGAUAGCGUUGAAAAGAAGAAUUGCAUAUAAUCUACCCACUGGUUUAUUUUGUGAGUUCAUUGAUGCAGAAACCGUUAAGAAACUACACCCUCUUCUGAAUGUAGAUGACAUUCAGGGAGCGGUCUAUAUACCAGAUGACUGUAUUGCGGAUCCAGCGCUUGUAUUACUAGCUUUGGCGGAUAUAUCUAAGCAGAGGGGUGUUAAAUUCUUCGAGGGAUGUGUAGUUAAGCAUGUCAACACUAAAGGUGGUCGAGUUGACAGUGUAGAGACCGAUAUUGGAACAAUACAAUGCGAAUACUUCAUUAAUUGCAGUGGAAUGUGGGCACGAGAGCUUGGAUUGAAAUGUAAGAAGCCUAUUUGCAUUCCUGCAUACCCAGCACAACAUUUUUUCGCUCUUACCACAAACCUAAAUCUUCCAAAAGAACAACUCCUACCUUGCAUAAGAGACUAUGAUGCAUAUCUCUAUGCAAGACAGAUGAAUACAGAAAUGUUGGUUGGUUGGUUCGAAAAAGAAGCUAAACCGGCCUUCGAAAGCAUUAAAGACAUCCCUAAAGAAUGGAAACCUCACUUGGAUGAAAAUAUGGCUAUUCACUGUAAACCACUAUGGGAAAAGGCUGUUGAUAGAAUACCGCUAGUGGGCACCAUACCUGAACCAAAAUUAACAAACAGCCCCGAUAAUUUUACACCUGAUGGGAGAUGGAUAUUCGGCGAAACAGCUGAAGUGAAAAACUAUUUCGUAGCUUGUGGAAUGAACGGUAAUCCGCUACAAGGUUCCGGUGGUAUCGGUAAAGCGUUAGCUGAAUGGAUUGUUUCUGGAACACCGACUAUCGAUAUAUUGCCGUUCAAUAUUCAGAGGUUCCUACAUCUGCACAACAACCGUCAAUACCUACAGCAACGGAUCAAAGAGGUUGUUGGCCGUCAGUAUGCCAUACUGUAUCCUAACCAAAGCGAGUACAAAUAUUCCCGCAAAUUAAGGUGCUCUCCGUUGUACAGUGUUCUGGAACAGCGAGGAGCUGUCUUUGGGACCAAAAUGGCUUACGAAAGAGCACUGUAUUUUGACACGGAAUAUGAGCGAGGAGCUAAAUUUCCAACAAUGCCACAAGGAAGUUUUUACAAACCUAAAUUCUUUAAUUGUAUGCAAAAAGAAUACGUUGCAUGUGCCCAACAUGUCGGUAUCAUCGAUAUUUCGUCGUUUUCGAAAAUAGAGAUUAAGCCCGGAGUACAGCACGACAGCAAUCGCAAUAACGUUUUGCAUUAUCUCCAAAAAAUGUGCACCAAUGAUGUCGACAUUGAAAAGUCUCAUAUUGUACACACGGCCAUGCUGAAUGAACGGGGAGGUUAUGAAAAUGAUUGUAUGCUUAUUCGACAAAAUGAAGAUCACUAUUUCAUGAUUUCACCGUCAUCACAGCAGACCAGAAUAUUUGAAUGGAUGUCUCGAAACUUACCCCGGGAUGCCAGCGUUAAGCUGAAUGAUGUCACCUCAAUGUAUACCGUCAUCAACGUUGUUGGACCAAAGUCAUCGCAGUUAAUGAGUGAACUAUCCAACUCUAAUGUAAAAUUACAACCAUUCACCUAUCGGAAGCUGAAUAUUGGCUACGCGAGCGAUGUGAUGAUUAUGUCUUUCACGCACACCGGAAUGCCCGGCUACUGUUUGUACGUUCCUUCGGAAUAUGCCCUGCACGUUUAUGAUCGCCUUAUGUCCGUAGGACGAGAUUACGGUGCACGCGACGUUGGCACACUGACACAAAGAUUCCUGAGAAUUGAUAAAUUCAUACCCUUCUGGGGAGAUGAACUGACAAGUAUGACCACUCCGUUUGAAGCUGGUGUAUCUUACUCAGUACGGUUGGAUAAAAGGGAAUGUUUCAUCGGAAAAGCGGCACUUGAAAAACAGAAACGCGAAGGACUAAUGAAACGACUGGUAUUCUUCCACGUGGAGGACAUCGAUAUUGACAAGGAUGUAUGGCCGUGGGGGGGCGAACCGAUCUACAGAAAUAAUGAGUUCUGCGGCACUGUUACUUCAGCAGGAUACGAUUUUGCAUCGGAAAAAUUGGUAUGUCUUGGGUAUAUCAGUCGACCGAAGAGCAACGAGUCCAGAGUGAUUACGACCGACUUUAUAAUGGAUAAAAACGCUGUUUAUCACAUUGACAUUGCGGGCGGAAAAUUUCGAUUAACACAAUACAUCCAUCCAAGGGCAACUGCCGCUAAAGCGAUGGAGGAAAGUGAUCUGAAAAAAACAUAUCGACCGACGGUGGUAAAAUUCAAAAAACAGUUUCAAGUUUGAAUAGAAUUUAUACUUACAAUGAAAGG